GCAUUGCGACUGCCAGUGAGGUAGUUCCGAGCGAGCGAAGAGGUUGUAUUGUUUAACAGCGGUUCGUUCUCAGUAUUACGCGAGCAGUGAAUAACGUAACUCGGGAGCUCUCGAACUACUUUUAAAUCAGUGACAAUUAUCGUAUGGUCCAUUUAAUCUCACAAGCCGAUAUAAGAAGAGGAAAAUGAACUUGUGAAUCUAAAUUUGACGGAAAAGUAAUGGUAAUUUUCCGGUAUUGCAGGAAGUCUAGGCUUGAGUUUCUGAUAAUUGAGAAAUGUUUACGUCGUCGUAAUUUUUAUUAACAUUGUUGUUGUUUUGCUUGUUAUUUUGUGGCGGCAACUCUAAUUACCACAUCAACUGUGCGUGUUUGCAUCAGACCAGCAGGACAAACAUGUGACUACUGAACUGCGUGCUAUGUGUAUAGUCAUCAACAGUUCCUGUUGAAAGCCUCGGAUUAAUGAUUUUUAACUGGUGUUUCGUUUCAUUUGAAAUACAGUAAAUAAACCAAGAGAGACUCCACAAAGAUGAAAGCAGUGUUGGUCCAAUCACAUGCGUCACUGUUUACGGAAGUGGAUCGCCUUCCGGCUCUGUUAGCAGUGGAGAAUGUCUGAGUGAUUAUGCCGUGUCUGGGAUCAAUCCGCACCGAGUCUGUUCGCCCUCCUGGUUCCACUGCUGAAGAGCUCAGUGACAAGCACUAAGCAGCCAGUGACUGGUUUUGGAAGGCGAACAUUUUCCGGAGGUUAACGACUUUCAGAAACUAAAUAAAAAGUCGAUCUAAUGGCAGUGUCCUACCCCUCCUGCUGGCAGCAAUUGUAGCAGUCGUUUUAUAAGUGACUUUGUAAUAAACUGGGUUCAGGAACGUUUCCCCGUGAAGUAUAAACUAUUUGUUCCUGGAAAUAUGUGCAAGGACAUAAGAAUGUCUGGAAUUUGUGAUCUUCAAGUUGUAAUAAAAGAGAACAGCAAGUAAUUUUUUAAGAACACUUUAGUUAAAAUGUGUGAAGUGGAAUUCGUGAAUAUCCCACUUCUCCUUCAAUAGGUAUUUUGUGGUUAAGCGUGGCUGAAAAACAUGCUCGUUAAUUUCAUUGUCCGCCUGUUGAAGACAGAACAUCGAGGGAAGCUGCACUUGUGUUGGGCAAGUUCGAAGUACAGACCAUAACCCAGAAGCCUUGUGUUGCUUUCACAGUUGGCAAAACAUUUAUACACACAACUUCGCUUUAUCUUUCGAGUGCAAACAAUAAACUUGUGUUAAAGUAAGCAUUGAGCUGAAAUAAGUUGGCGAAAUUUGCCGUUAGGGGUUUUCAUGUGCAGCGGUCGUUAGUUCGGUAACAGACGUCAAUCCAGCCUUCGGCAAGACAGUGAUGUUAACACAAAGGACGUAAGUUGAACGUCAGUGAAGAUUUGUAUGACCUGUCCCUUCCGAGGGGCUCUGUUGUAUCUCAGGAAGAGGCGGUAUGAGAGACUGUCUUCACCUGCCCGCUGGACGGAGGCGGGGGACACGGUGAGCCCCAUGGGACAGAAGCAGAGUAUGUGCCCCAUAAACGGCUGCCUUCAUUAUAAGAGCCUGCACCUGCGCACUUUCGACGAGCCGAGGAUGACGGCGGAGACGGCGCCCAGUAGUACAGUGGCUCCGCCAGGUGGUGAGGCGGGAAGCAAAUACCAGUACUACGACCCGGAGUACGCUCGAAUGGAGGCCUGGCUGGACGAACACCCUGACUUCGUCCAGGACUACUUUCUGAGGAAGGCGACGCGGCAGGUGGUGGACACGUGGUUGGUAUCCCAUGCAACACCAACAUCAGCCAACACCAGCAGCUGCAUCGUCCCUCCAGCUGCCGAUCUUUCAUCUCCCAGUCACCAAGCUAACCCUGCACACAGUUCGGCUUCUUCACUUCCGGCCAGCACAGCUCCAUCGUCAAGGGCUGGAUCUGGAGCCACGACGCCCGUCCGCAAGAUCUCUGCGCACGAAUUCGAGCGAGGGGGUCUGCUGAAGCCCAUCGUGAACACGAUCGACGGGACACCAACCUUUCUGUCUGUCUCUCCGACUGGAGAUUGUCCUGCGACCUGCACCAGUACGGGUGGUCCUGUCGGAGCAGGCGGUACCCCCCUUUACCCCGGACCCGGAAGGCCGCAGAGGCGGUCGCGACACGAACUCCGACAUCUCGACGAGAAGGAACUCAUCUUCGAACUGGUGAAGGACAUCUGUAAUGAACUGGAUGUGCGGUCGCUGUGUCACAAGAUCCUGCAGAAUGUUAGCAUGCUUCUCAAUGCUGACAGAGGAUCCUUGUUCCUUGUUCAGGGGGACAAGGGUUCGUGUGAUGACAACUCUAGAGGUACCAGCAACAACCUAAGGUCAAAUAACCAAAAGUCAUCAAACUCUACGGGUUGUAGACUAAAUAAUACUAUGGUGGGAAAUCCAAGGUCUAGAAGAAAUUCUUUGUCAUCGCCAUGCUCUGGGAACUCGACGAGGCCCAGGUACCUGGUUUCCAAAUUGUUCGAUGUGUGUUCCCGUUCGACGCUGCAGGAGAUGGAGAAGAAGGAAGAGAUCAAAAUUCCCUGGGGUAUGGGGAUUGUCGGCUACGUGGCAGAGAGCGGGGAGCCUGUCAACAUACCUGAUGCAUACAAGGAUGACCGAUUCAACCAUGACAUUGAUGCGCGAACAGGGUACAAGACACGGACCUUACUUUGUAUGCCCAUCAAGGACUUCAAUGGCGAUGUUAUUGGAGUAGCUCAGGUGAUCAACAAGCAGACGGACAUGUGUUUCACGAGCAACGACGAGAAAGUGUUUUCCAGCUACCUGCAGUUCUGUGGUAUUGGGCUGCGGAAUGCUCAGCUCUAUGAGAAGAGCCAGCUUGAAGUGAGAAGGAACCAGGUUCUCCUUGAUCUGGCACGAAUGAUCUUUGAAGAACAGAGCACCAUCGAACAUAUGGUGUUCAGAAUCCUCACUCACACCCAGUCACUCAUACAGUGUCAAAGGGUUCAGGUAUUGCUAGUCCAUAAAGCUUCCAAGGGCAGUUUCUCACGAGUAUUUGACUUCGAAGCAAAUGACUUGAAUGGGGAAGAGAAUGAUGCUCGGACCAGCCCAUUCGAGAGUCGAUUCCCCAUCAACAUCGGUAUUACGGGUUAUGUAGCCACCACAGGUGAGACGGUAAAUAUUCCAAAUGCUUAUGAAGAUGAGAGGUUUGACCCUUCAGUUGAUGAAGGUUCAUGCUUCCGCCAUAAGACGAUCCUGUGCAUGGCAAUUAAGAACUCCUCAGGGCAAAUCAUUGGUGUCAUACAACUCAUCAACAAAUUUGAUGACUUACAAUUUACAAAAAAUGACGAAAACUUUGUUGAGGCAUUUGCAAUUUUCUGUGGAAUGGGAAUCCAUAACACACAUAUGUAUGAGAAGGCUGUGAUAGCAAUGGCAAAACAAAGUGUGACGUUAGAGGUCUUAAGUUACCAUGCCUCUGCUUCAUUGGACGACGCUCAAAGACUGAGGAGCCUCAGAGUUUCAUCAUCUCAGCAUUUUCAGCUGUAUGAUUUCAAGUUUGAUGACAUCCACAUGGAUGACGUUGAUACUUUGAAGGCUUGCAUACGAAUGUUCCUAGAUCUUGAUUUCAUAGAGAGAUUUCAUAUUGACUAUGAAGUCCUGUGCAGGUGGCUUCUGAGUGUGAAGAAGAACUACCGCAAUGUAACGUACCACAAUUGGAGGCAUGCCUUUAAUGUGGCCCAGAUGAUGUUUUCGAUCAUCACAGCUACUCAGUGGUGGAAAAUAUUUGGUGAGAUCGAAUGCUUGGCUUUAGUGAUUGCAUGCCUUUGUCAUGAUCUGGAUCAUCGUGGAACUAACAACUCCUUCCAGAUAAAGGCUUCUUCUCCACUUGCUCAGCUCUACUCCACUUCUACAAUGGAGCACCACCAUUUUGACCAGUGCAUCAUGAUUCUCAACAGUCAGGGCAAUCAAAUCCUUGCCAAUGUCUCACCAGAUGAAUAUUCAAGAAUAAUAAAAGUAUUGGAAGAUGCAAUCCUCUCAACAGAUCUGGCCGUGUACUUUAGGAAGCGAGGUGCCUUCUUCAAUCUAGUGCGAACUGCCAGCUACAAUUGGAUGCGUGAUGACCACCGUGAGCUCUUGAGAGGAAUGACCAUGACAGUGUGUGACCUUGCAGCCAUUACAAAACCCUGGGAAGUUGAGAAGAGGGUGGCUGAGCUAGUGUCAAGUGAAUUCUUUGAGCAAGGGGACAUUGAACGUCAGGAGUUGAAGAUUACACCAAUUGACAUCAUGAACAGAGAAAAAGAAGACCAACUUCCCCUUAUGCAAGUUGGAUUCAUUGACUCAAUCUGUCUCCCAAUUUAUGAGUCAUUUGCAGUAUUGUCGGAUAAACUGGAACCCCUCGUGGAGGGGGUGCGUCAGAACAAGCAGCACUGGCUUGAAAUCGCUAGUGCGCAGAACCACAACAGUCAGAUGGAGGAAGGAGGUGAGCACUGACUCACUACCAGUGCAUUUAUAAAACAUAAUAACCACUUGAUGAAAGCAAGGAAAAGUUUACUUUUCCACCAUCUUGUCUAUUGAGGCCAAACACAUGAUGCGGGGAAAGUUGAAGCUCCGCUGUCUUAAAUCUAGUGUUCUUUUGGGGAAAUGAAUGGUCAACUGCGUGAUUUUGUCGGCGUAAACUCACUGGACAGUGUUGAAAUAUUCUUUAUGACUUGUCCAUAGCGGCCAUUUGGAUGACCCGGCUAAGAAUAAAUGCCACUUGAAGCCCCAAAUUCCGACCAAGGACUAACAACAUAUAAAUGGCGCACUUGAAAGUUUUUAUUACAGUAUGUAAUUGAAUGGUUGUAAGUUUUGAGCCAUGGAAGUAAAGGCCUGCAAGCUUAAUAUGUCCCUGGACUGACGUAUUUAACUGAAGAUAACCAUUUAUCAACAAAGCGAUUGCAUUGUUUUUGUAAAUUAGACUCUGAAACCAAAGUUAAUGGCAUUGUGAAUCAUGGAUAUGAUUGUAUUAUUUGUGUUGGUGUCGUGUCAUUCCUCGCCUGUCCCUUAUUUGUACUCUUCACCUCCUAUCCUAAUAAUUGUUUUGUAAGUAAGAAGAGAAACUUGUUGUAUAAAUUGUAUAAAUUAUAAAAUCAUUAUAAUAUAUAAUUAUGCAGUGCACCUUAAAAGUAAACAAUAGUUUUACACAGUG
Molecule: messenger RNA, 5156 nt
Organism: Zootermopsis nevadensis
Lineage: Eukaryota; Metazoa; Arthropoda; Insecta; Blattodea; Termopsidae
Gene: Pde11
Product: Phosphodiesterase 11
Biological process (GO): signal transduction
Molecular function (GO): protein binding; 3',5'-cyclic-nucleotide phosphodiesterase activity
Source: RefSeq, a predicted model, not a curated record